Parnassius mnemosyne (clouded apollo) is the source of this 3333-nucleotide messenger RNA. NCBI's taxonomy places the organism in Eukaryota, Metazoa, Arthropoda, Insecta, Lepidoptera, Papilionidae. The record is from the annotation of a GenBank genome assembly.
AUGGGAGUCACUGGACUGUGGAGGCUGAUUGAGCCCGCAGGCAAACCAGUGCCGGUAGAGACAUUAGAAAACAAAGUAUUAGCAGUCGAUAUAUCAAUAUGGCUACAUCAGAUGGUUAAAGGUUACCAAGAUGCUAAGGGAGCUCCCUUGCCUAAUGCACAUCUUAUUGGACUUUUUCAACGGCUCUGUAAAUUAUUAUAUUUUAGAAUAAAACCUAUUUUUGUUUUUGAUGGUGGAUUCCCAGAUUUAAAAAAAGAAACAAUAGCUAAAAGGCAAGAUAAUAAAUCUAAAUAUAAUUCAGAAUCAGAGAGAUUAAAAAGAGAACUUGCAUUAUUACUUGGUAAAAAAUCUGCCAUUGGUAAUUUAUUGGGAAAACAAAUAUCACCAAAAAAAUCUAGUAAUUUGGCUGAAGUAAACAAUGAAGACAUAUUUAAAUUACCUGCCUUACCACAACAAGAUGAGGAGACAGAGUCGGAAUCUGAGGAUGAACAAAAUUCAAGUGCUUCCACGGUUGAUUUACAUACAGUGGAUGUUGAGUCAGAUUAUUUUAAGAAUUUACCCGUGAAAGAAAAAUAUGAUUUACUUGUGGAAUUAAAAGACACUAGAAAGAUGAACUCGUGGGGAAAGCUUCAUACAUUACCAAAGAAAAGUGAUAAUUUUUCCGAUUUUCAGAUGCAAAGGUUACUAAAACGACGAAAAAUACAAGAAUGUCUUGAAGAAACAGAAAAAGAAAUGGGUGAUGGUAGUAUGUCUUUGAAUGAACUUGAGUCUUUGUUAAAUGAAGAAGGUAUUGACACAAAAAUUGAGAGUUUACCAACUCGCCGCAUUGCAUCCAAUAACACCACAAGAUUCUUACUUAUUAAUAAUGUUAAACAAGCCUUAGCUGAUGCUAAAAAGAGUAAAGAAUUAUUAAAUAAAAAAGAUGAAAUCAAUAAAGAAAGCAAUUCUAUGCAAAAUGCUGAGGGAACUGUUAAUGAGGAGGAUGAUGAUCUGCAAAAAGCAAUAAAAAUGUCACUCGAAUGUAUAGAUGAAGUUAAUACAAGUGCAGGUACUUCUAAAACAGAUGAAUCUUGGACUUCAUUUUUGUCUGAUUCAGAAUAUUCAAAUUCUUGUUCUGAAAAUGAUGAUGGAUAUGAACAACCAGACAUGUCAUCAGCUAAAGCUUACAUUAUGCAAUACAGUGAUUUUACUUAUAAAGCUAUUGACAAUAUUAUCUCAUCAAAAUAUAUUGACCACAAAAAAAAGUCAAAAGGCCCUAAAGUAGAAGAUAUUCUAGAGGAACUUGAAAAUGAAAAAACAGUUAUAAUAGACAAUGUGGAUCUCUCUUCAGAAGAAGAAAGGUGUGAUAUAAACAAGCUAAAAAAUCCGUAUACACAAAAUUUUAAUACCAAUAAUAAAAUUUCAACUGACACUAAUAUUAGUACGGCGCAAAUAUCAAAAAUAAAUAUUGAAAAUUCUUCAAAUGAUCUAAUAGAACUCGAUACAAGUACUGAAGAUGAAGGUAAAGUUACGCACAAACAGUCUAUAUCCAGUAAUGUUAUUGUACAAAAUGAAAUGGAUGAUAAUUCCACCGAUAGUGAAUUUGAGGAAGUACCAGAUACGGUAACAGAAAAUAAAUUAAAUAGAGCUGUUGUUCAGUUAACUCUUAAUAUGGGAGAAGCCCCAGAUGAUGAUAUAUUUGCUGAUGUUUUCGAAGAAAAAAAUAAAAAGUACGUUUUGAAUGCUGAUAAGAAUGAAAAUAAAAUAAAAACGCCAGAUUGUUCAGAUUUAGUUAUUGAAACAGAGUGCAACGUAGUGAAAAAUCCUACUGACGAUAAAUCAGAUUUCAAUUCAAUCGAAAUAUCUCGUGAUAAUAAACAAAAUGAAAUUUCUGAUAACUCUAAGCAAUUUCAUGUAGACAAAUCAUUUGAAGAAAAUAAAAAUCGAAAUGAAUCAUUCAAUACUUUAUGUGACCCUGAAAAUUCCAGUGCAAAUUGUGAAGACAUUUUAAAUGUAAAUAAAGCACCUGAGCAAUUGUUAUCUUCUAAAGAUUUGAACUCAAUGAUGUCUGAAAUGCAGAACAAAGAAGAAGAUUUGUUACAAGAGAAAGGAAGAUUGGAUCGCAUAGGUCGCAAUAUAACAGAGCAGAUGACAAAGGAAGCUCAAGAGCUAUUACAAAUAUUUGGUAUUCCUUAUGUUGUUGCCCCAAUGGAAGCAGAGGCACAAUGUGCAUUCCUUGAGAGUGUAAAUUUAACUGAUGGGACUAUAACAGAUGAUAGUGAUAUAUGGUUGUUUGGUGGCAGAACAGUAUACAAAAACUUUUUUAACCAAAAAAAGCAUGUCAUGCAAUUUUUAUCAGAGAGAAUAGAGAAAUCAUUUAAUUUAACAAGAGAGCAGUUGAUCUUAUUGGCCUUGUUAGUAGGGAGUGAUUACACAACAGGAGUAUCUGGUGUAGGUCCAGUGACUGCAUUAGAAAUUUUAGCAUCCUUUCCAUUAAACAAAAGGCAACUUCUUAAUGAAUCUUCUAAACAGGCACGGUACUUACAAAUUAUUGCUGGACUACAAGAAUUUAAAAAGUGGAUGCGAGCUGGUAAAAGAACUGAUAAUACAACACUUAAGAAAAAAUUAAAAAAUGUUCAACUAACAGAUGAUUUUCCCAGUAUGAGGGUUAUUCAAGCAUAUUUAGAACCUAAUGUUGAAAAAAGUGAUGAAAAAUUUACGUGGGGUAAAAUUGACUUAACAAUAAUACGAGAUUAUGCGAAAACUAAAUUUGGCUGGUCACAGAAUAAGCUGGAUGAAAUAAUUAAACCAGUAUUAAGCAGGUUAGCAGAGAGUAAAUCUCAAAAAUGCAUACAGGAUUAUUUCAAGAAAAAAAUAGAAUUCCAGUCUUUAGAGGAUCAAAUGAGUAAAAGGGUAAAAGCUGCUGUGCAGAAAAUGGAUCCACAAAAAUCCGGAGAAACACACGAAAUCGAGGAUGAUAAACCAAAGACAAUGAAGAAACGAAAGGCUAACAUAGACAAAUCACUUCAGGAAUUGCCAGAGUCACAAAGCUUAUGUGAACCUUCAACAAGUAAGAAGAAAAAAGGUGCAGAUAAGAGUGAAUUUGUUACUCAAGCUGUUAAAGUUAAUGAAGCACCUGAUAAAGGAUUUGAAGUAAUAAUUCCAAAGACUGAUAGAUUCCAGGAGAUUAUUCCUCAAAGAGAGAAAGACAAACAGGAUCUUUUGCAGAAUAAAUUAAAAGCAAUAGAAAUAUUCCGGAAAGCAAAAAUAGAUAAGAAAACUAAGCGUACAAAAAAAAGAAUUAACAAGCCAAAGGAAAAAGCUGAGCUAUCGGAAAGCAGUGAUGAAAAUUGA